Cucumis sativus (cucumber) is the source of this 1982-nucleotide messenger RNA. RefSeq names its product cytochrome P450 CYP72A219. The coding region runs from base 156 to 1730 and encodes 524 amino acids. The record is from RefSeq and is a predicted model, not a curated record. Gene Ontology annotation, molecular function: iron ion binding; monooxygenase activity; oxidoreductase activity, acting on paired donors, with incorporation or reduction of molecular oxygen. The transcript has 5 exons. Lineage: Eukaryota; Viridiplantae; Streptophyta; Magnoliopsida; Cucurbitales; Cucurbitaceae.
ACAGGGAAUCUUUAAAGUUUCAAAAAAUCUACCUUUAUCUUCUAAUGGGUGCUGAAGUCCUUGCCUAGAAAUUCACACACAAUUGGAAAAGAAAUGAUAUAUAUAGAGAGAGAGUUUUGUGUUGGAAAAUUAAAGUGUAGAGUGGGGAAGUGGAUAUGAUGAAGUGGAAUAAUUGGAUAUGGGGAGUGGGUUUAUUGUGGUUCUUGGGAUUACUGGGAUUAUGGGGAUGGAGAAUUGUGAAUUGGGUUUGGCUUAGGCCAAAGAGGCUUGAGAAGUUGUUGAGACAGCAAGGCCUCGCCGGCAACUCUUAUCGCUUUCUCUUUGGUGAUACGAAGGAGAUUGGGGUGGCCGUCCGGCAAGCAAGAUUGCAGUCCAUGACCUUCUCUCAUGAUAUUGCUUCACGUGCCACUCCUUCCUCUUAUCCCACCAUCCACAAAUAUGGUAAGAAUUCUUUCACAUGGAUUGGAACAACACCAAGAGUGUAUAUAACAGAACCAGAACAAGUGAAGAUUGCUUUCUCUCAAAUAAAUGAUAUUCGAAAGACAUCUUCAUUUCCCCUUAGACGAAGAAUGGGUAGUGGACUUGUCACUCUCGAGGGAUCUAAAUGGGCUAAACAUAGAAAAAUCAUCAACCCUGCUUUUCACAUGGAGAAGUUAAAGGAAAUGUUUCCUGCAUUCUCGAAGAGUUGUAGAGAAAUGGUUAACAAAUGGGAAAAGAUGAUUAAUGAAGAAGAAAGUUGUGAAAUAGAUGUGUGGCCUGAUUUACAAAAUAUGACUGCUGAUGUGAUUUCAAGAACUGCUUUUGGGAGUAGUUAUGACGAAGGAAAAAAAAUCUUCCAACUCUUGAAAGAGUGGGCAAUGCUAUUGAUGUCGUACCUAACAAAGAGAGGUUACUACAUUCCAGGGGCUAGGUAUGUACCAACAAAAUUAAACAAUAGGAUGCAAGAGAUUGAUACAAAAAUACGAGAUAUGGUUCGGGGUAUUAUAAACAAAAGACAAAAUGGUAUGAAGAAGGGUGAAGCUUCCAACAAUGAAGAUCUAUUAGGCAUUCUUUUAGAAUCAAAUGCAAGUCAAAUUGAAGAACACAAAAACAAGAAAGAUGUUGGAAUGAGCAUAGAAGAAGUAAUUAGUGAAUGCAGGCUUUUCUAUUUUGCCGGUCAAGAAACCACAGCUGUAUUGCUUGCUUGGACAAUGGUUCUACUUGGUCGAUACCCAGAGUGGCAAGAUCGAGCAAGAGCAGAAGUUUUGGAGGUUUUUGGCGAUAACAAGAAAUUGGAUUUCGAUGGUUUAAGUCGUCUAAGAGUAGUAAAUAUGAUACUCAAUGAAGUUCUUAGGCUGUACCCUCCAGUUGGAAUGUUAGCUCGAGAGAUUCACAAUGAAACAAAAUUGGGGAAUUUGACAUUACCGUGUGGAGUAUCAAUAGGAGUACCAAUCUUAAGCAUGCACCAAAAUCCCAAAAUAUGGGGUGAAGAUGCACUUGAGUUCAACCCAGAAAGAUUUGCAGAAGGAAUUUCCAAAGCAACAAAGAAUCAAGUAUGCUUUAUUCCUUUUGGAUGGGGUCCUCGUAUUUGCAUUGGUCAAAACUUUGCAAUGAUUGAAGCCAAAAUAGCAUUAUCAAUGAUUUUGCAACAAUUCUCAUUUACACUUUCUCCAACUUAUACUCAUGCUCCUAUCACACAUAUCACUAUUCAACCACAACAUGGAGCUCAUCUCAUCCUUCGUAAACUGUAAUAAUAGUUUUGGUUUUAUCCUUUUUCCUAAGCUUUUUCCUCAGCUAUAUAAAUAGCUUUUUAUUUCUCUAAUGUGUGUUUCUUUUCCAAUUAAUAUACAUUUCCACGUCUUGCUUAGCUCUUUCCAUAUAUUUCAAGCUGAAUGAAAAAAAAAUCUUUUCCCAUUCGCUUAAAAUUUUGGAUUGAAUCGACGAGAAAUUAGUGUUGCAAUAUUAAAAAUAAACUCUUUUGUUUGCCAUAAUAUUUUCUCUAA